Molecule: messenger RNA, 2280 nt
Organism: Chinchilla lanigera (long-tailed chinchilla)
Lineage: Eukaryota; Metazoa; Chordata; Mammalia; Rodentia; Chinchillidae
Gene: Cryz
Product: crystallin, zeta (quinone reductase)
Exons: 10
Coding region: 285-1370 (361 amino acids)
Cellular component (GO): cytosol
Molecular function (GO): quinone reductase (NADPH) activity; mRNA 3'-UTR binding; NADPH binding
Source: RefSeq, a predicted model, not a curated record
CCUGCAUUUUUGAAAUUUAUCUUCACAGAGAUCCUAUGCUAGGUACUAGCCCCAGUUUACAGGUGAUCGAGACUAGAUUCUCUGAGGGCAACAGCUUGUUUUCACAAGAAGGGUCCUGUUAAUGUUUUGUUAAAGUGAUUCUGGAAUUGAAGAACAGAGCGUAUGUUUAUGCGUAAGAAGCUGGAAAGAACAGUAGGUGAAAGAGGACCGGUGAGGUAAACUGUAUACGGGAGCCUGCUGUUGUCAAAUUCUGUGCUUGCUGUGCACCAGCUCUCCAGCACAGCAUGGUCCUUCUGACAGGGAGCCCAAUUUUCCAGGGAGGAAACAGGCUCGGAAGGCUGACUUUCUUCCCAAGGCACCGGGGCUGUAUCUGCAUCACCAUGGCGACUGGACAGAAGUUGAUGAGAGCUAUUAGAGUUUUUGAAUUUGGUGGACCAGAAGUGCUGAAACUCCAGUCGGAUGUGGUAGUGCCGGUUCCAAAAGACCAUCAGGUUCUAAUCAAAGUCCACGCAUGUGGCGUCAACCCAGUGGAGACAUAUAUUCGCUCUGGUACUUAUAGUAGAAUCCCACCCUUACCAUACACCCCUGGUACUGAUGUGGCAGGGGUAAUAGAAUCCAUUGGCGAUAACGUGUCUGCUUUCAAGAAAGGUGACAGGGUCUUCACUACCAGCACCAUCUCGGGGGGCUACGCAGAGUACGCCCUUGCCGCAGACCACACCGUGUACACACUGCCUGAGAAGCUGAACUUCAGGCAGGGAGCUGCCAUCGGUAUCCCGUACUUCACUGCGUGCCGGGCUCUGCUCCACAGUGCCCGUGUGAAAGCUGGAGAAAGUGUUUUGGUUCAUGGAGCCAGUGGAGGAGUUGGAUUAGCAACAUGCCAAAUUGCUAGAGCGUAUGGCUUAAAGGUUUUGGGCACAGCUGGUAGUAAGGAGGGACAAAAGAUUGUUUUGCAAAAUGGAGCCCAUGAAGUGUUUGAUCACAAAGAAGCUCAUUAUAUUGACAAAAUCAAGAAAUCUGUUGGUGAAAAAGGAAUUGAUGUGAUUGUUGAGAUGUUAGCUAAUGUAAAUCUCAGUAACGAUUUGAAACUUCUGUCAUCUGGAGGCCGAGUAAUAGUCGUGGGCAGCAGAGGUUCUAUUGAAAUAAACCCACGGGACACCAUGGCUAAGGAGUCUACUAUAACUGGGAUUUCUCUGUUUUCAUCAAGCAAGGAGGAAUUUCAGCAGUUUGCAUCAGCUGUUCAAGCAGGGAUGGAAACUGGUUGGUUGAAGCCUGUGAUAGGUUCUCAGUAUCCACUGGAGAAGGUUUCCCAGGCUCAUGAGAAUAUCAUUCAUGGCAGUGGGACUGUUGGAAAAAUGGUUCUUCUGAUAUGAUGCUGCUUUCGUGGGCUUCCAGUGUAAUUAGGAGAUUUUCUUUCCUCCAUCUUCUUUACAUUGUCUUUAACAUUUAUUUGAUUUAGUGAAUUUGUCUUGAAAAAACAAACUAUUUCUUUAGGGAGCAGGGACAGUGGAGUAAAGUUUAUUUCAUAGAUGGUAAUCAUUUUUAGUGCCUUCUAUCUUAAAUCAAGGAGUCAUCAUAGUAGGAAAGAGCAUGGUAGUGUCACUUGUACAUUCCAGAAAUUCUUAACUGAUACUUGUUUAAUUCUGUGCCAUUGACUAACACAUACUAAUUCAAGGUAAGACUGAUUGCCACGCCGACUAAUCUUUAUUGAGUGUUCCUUAAUCAGUUCUGAUUAUCCCAUACCUAAUGGGACCCCACAGACUUUCUGGACUUAAAAAAAAAAAAAAAAUCCCUUUUCCAAACUAAUCUCAUUGGUAGUUACCUAGAAGGGAUGAAUAAGUAAUGUCCCAAGAAAUUUUUUGGUUUUCCCAAUAUUUCCCUAAAUCGUACAAAAUUCACUGCAUCACUGGAUGAUUGUCUGUGACCUUCCUGUAUGUUCUUUGAGGAUAGCACCCUUCUUGGGUCGAUGAAGCUAGGUAGAGAGGCACCAGGUAAGCACUUUGUGAUUAGAUUUUCAGAGUAGAUUUACUUACCUUUUAUGUGCUGUGGAUCAGACAUUUUUAUUUAACGAGUCCACAAAUUGGACAUAUUAAGAUGAUCUCCUUUUGUUUCAUAACACAAUAAUCUGUAAGAAAUUCUGCAGAUCAAUCCUGUGUGACCUAGUUUGCCUUUGUAUAGUACUUGCCUCACAUUACUUCAGCAUAGCUGCUAAUGGUUACUUACUAAUAGUGUUCUGUGUUGGAAGCCUUUGCCUAAACUAAAUAAAGGAAUAACCUUUUAGAA